AUGGCCGACCAAAACAACGCCUUCCAGGCCCUGUCAAGCGAUAAUCGCGGUGGUAUCAUCACCUUAAUCUCGGUAUCCCUUCUGAUUGUGGCCAUAAUCUUUGUGCUCGCUAAGGUCAGUUCGGUGAUUUAUUUCAAGCAGCGACGGACAACAGUCAAUACUCCCAUCUGGGUCGCUUUGAUUCUUGCAAUUGUUCAAGUCGUUGUCUUACAGAAGGCUGUUGAUCAUGGACUGGGAAAGCACCAGGACCAGCUUAGCGAAGGCGAUAUUCAGGCCUGGAGCAAGUUUGCCUUCACUGCUCAUAUUCUGCUCAUCAUUGUCUUGUCGCUUUCGAAAAUGUCGACCAUCCUGCUGGGUGCCCUAUUCUACCUGAUUGCAGUCUUCAAUAUCCUCACAGAGAUUAUCAUUGUUGUCCAGCCGUUCAUUAUGAUGCGGAAUGUCCAGAUGGCCUGGCGUAAGCGGGUGAAGAUCCUGUGCUCCUUCUCUUUGCGACUAAGUAUCGUCGGCCUCGGAAUCGCCCACCUAGCCCUCCUACCUUCAUUCGUUCGCUCAACCGACAUCUCCUGGGAUAUUGUCAUUUGGGAAACAGUCGGCCAGACAAUGAUGCUCACAGCCGUCGUAACUGCCUGCGUCCCGACGCUCUACCACAUCUUCGCCGGCCUGCACUCUGGCCUGACCACAACCCAGAUCCCCGACGGAAUCGGGCUCGAACUCCCGCGGACCAAAGCCAGCGGGUAUAUCAACCAAUCCUCCACGGGAGCAAGCCAGUCGCAUUCGCAGUCGCGGUCGCGUGAACGCUCGAAGAAGAAUGGACGGUCAAUGUUUGAUGGAUGGGGAGAAUGGUGA
Molecule: messenger RNA, 846 nt
Organism: Penicillium arizonense
Lineage: Eukaryota; Fungi; Ascomycota; Eurotiomycetes; Eurotiales; Aspergillaceae
Exons: 5
Coding region: 1-846 (281 amino acids)
Source: RefSeq, a predicted model, not a curated record